ACGAUCCUACAACGCAACCGUCAAAAUGCGUCAACAAUUUUCAUCCAUCGCCCUGUGCUUGAUCGUCCUCCUCUUCACGACCUUUGUCCUCGCCAACCCAAUCUCCGAAGCUUCUUCUCCCAACCCUGCACUGAGACUGCCCAAGCGUUCAGCUUGCAGCAACGGCAUAAAGACCAAUUGUGGUUCUGCAAGUGUUGGGUGCUCCGGAUCUCAAUGCACUGUUUGCUGUGGCACUUGUUGCCAAUGCUUCACUGCCCGACUGCAGCGGGAAAUGUGGUGCGGGAGGCAGCUCAUCCUCGACUGGAAGCAGUUCUUCCUCUACUGGAAGUUCAAAGUCGAGUGGAAAGAGUCUACUUUGCAGGUUGUUCAAAUAUGGAUGCUAGAGCAUGCGCAAGUCAGGUCUCAUAUCAACGUAGAUGCUAUGUA
Molecule: messenger RNA, 426 nt
Organism: Aureobasidium vineae
Lineage: Eukaryota; Fungi; Ascomycota; Dothideomycetes; Dothideales; Saccotheciaceae
Source: the annotation of a GenBank genome assembly